Nerophis lumbriciformis (worm pipefish) is the source of this 1971-nucleotide messenger RNA. RefSeq names its product replication factor C (activator 1) 2 (gene rfc2). Gene Ontology annotation, cellular component: DNA replication factor C complex; nucleus. NCBI's taxonomy places the organism in Eukaryota, Metazoa, Chordata, Actinopteri, Syngnathiformes, Syngnathidae. Gene Ontology annotation, molecular function: DNA binding; ATP binding; ATP hydrolysis activity. Gene Ontology annotation, biological process: DNA-templated DNA replication; DNA repair. The record is from RefSeq and is a predicted model, not a curated record.
UCUUCUAAAACAGUUUCGUUAUGAAAGGGCGUCAGAGUUGUCAGUUUUGUUUACUUGGUUUUGAAGUCAAAAUAGUCGCGCAUGCGUAGAUCCGGUCCCAGUCGCCCUGCCGGAAACUGAUUUAUUUUUUAUUUUUUAAUAGAACACAAGUAAAACCACUGCAUUUUUUUGUUUUUUUAUGUCCAAACGUAGGAGUAUUUUUUUUACCCACUUUCUGUUUUUUCCCCCGACAUUAACGUUCUCUUCGCGUCCAUUUUUAAUGACGUCAUGACGUAGCUUCCCGCGACUUUUGAGACAACCAAUAGCGAGCCUCCUUCCCGAGACGCGGUUCAUGUCACUUUGCCGUCAUGGACGUCGAGAUGAUGGAGGUUCCCACCGAGAAAACAGCCACAGAAGGCGGACUCAAGCCGAGUCCGCAGGCCGGGGAGAGCUCCGGCACCAAGGGCUCCGGUUCCUACGAGCUUCCCUGGGUGGAGAAGUACAGGCCGCUGAAGCUGAACGAGAUUGUGGGCAACGAAGACACUGUUAGCCGCCUGGAGGUGUUUGCCAGGGAGGGAAACGUCCCAAAUAUCAUCAUAGCAGGUCCCCCCGGAACCGGAAAGACCACCAGCAUCCUAUGUUUGGCUCGAGCGCUGCUGGGGGCUUCCAUGAAGGACGCCGUGCUGGAGCUCAACGCCUCAAACGAGAGAGGAAUCGACGUGGUGAGGAACAAGAUCAAGAUGUUUGCUCAGCAGAAAGUCACGCUGCCCAAAGGGCGACACAAGGUCAUCAUCCUGGAUGAAGCAGACAGCAUGACGGACGGAGCUCAGCAGGCGCUCCGGAGGAUCAUGGAAAUCUACUCCAAGACGACCCGCUUCGCCUUGGCCUGCAACGCCUCGGACAAGAUCAUCGAGCCCAUCCAGUCGCGCUGUGCCGUGCUGCGCUACUCCAAGCUGACGGACGGCCAGAUCCUGGCCCGGCUGCAGGACGUGGUGGAGAAGGAGCGUCUGUCCGUGUCGGACGACGGCCUGGAGGCCAUCAUCUUCACGGCGCAGGGGGACAUGCGACAGGCUCUCAACAACUUACAGUCCACCAACUCGGGCUUCGGCUACGUCAACAGCGAGAACGUGUUCAAGGUGUGCGACGAGCCGCACCCGCUGCUGGUGAAAGGCAUGCUGGGACACUGCGUGGACGGCAACGUGGACGAGGCGUACCGGGUGGUGGAGCAGCUGUGGGCGCUGGGCUACUCGCCGGUGGACAUCAUCGGGAACAUCUUCAGGGUGUGCAAGACCUUCCAGAUGGCCGAGUACCUCAAGCUGGAGUUCAUCAAGGAGAUCGGGUACACGCACAUGCGCAUCACGGAAGGCGUCAACUCGCUACUGCAGAUGGCGGGACUGGUGGCUCGACUCUGCAGUAAGACCACGCCCCCUGCGGCCUGCUGACCUCACUCCAGGUGCUUGUAAUCAAUCCUUUAGUUGUUCUGUGUUGGAGGACAGGCUUGACUUGCCUUUCUAAAUACAAAUAAUAUCAUCCAUGCUAAUAAAUCUGCUGCUAUGGAGAAUCCAUGCAUGCGCUUCACAUAACAAGCUUUUAUUUCAGUACAAAGGAACAUCCAGCAAGUACAAAUUUCAAAUGUCGAAAUGUUGCUUUACACAUGGGAAGAGAGAAGAACUGCCUUUAAAGCCCUCAGUCCACUAAACUUGUGUGGCUUUUCAAAAAAAACAACUGCUUCAAUACUCCACUGGGGGGUAGCAUCAUACCGCAAUACACAAAAACAUUGAAGGAUCCUGGCGUCACUCUGCUACUUUUUUCUACUGGAAAUAUGCUUAAAGCUAUCUAAUGGAGGAGGAAAUAUGCUAAACCAGGGGUGUCCAAAGUGUGGCCUGGCAGCUAUUUGUGGCCAGCGGCACAUUUGGAAAAAAAUACUAUGGGGGGGGAUUAAAAAAAAAAAGUAAACCAAUGAAUUAAAGAAGUUGCAAUCCUGACUAAUAA